This is a messenger RNA of Culicoides brevitarsis, 1621 nucleotides long. Its product is annotated as zinc finger protein 567-like. Lineage: Eukaryota; Metazoa; Arthropoda; Insecta; Diptera; Ceratopogonidae. The transcript has a single exon. The record is from RefSeq and is a predicted model, not a curated record. Gene Ontology annotation, molecular function: RNA polymerase II transcription regulatory region sequence-specific DNA binding; DNA-binding transcription factor activity, RNA polymerase II-specific; zinc ion binding. Gene Ontology annotation, biological process: regulation of transcription by RNA polymerase II. Bases 44 to 1621 code for a protein of 525 amino acids. Gene Ontology annotation, cellular component: nucleus.
CAUAAACAAACCAAAGACACGAAAAAAUGCUUUCGCAGCAAAAAUGAGCAUCAAAAUCCACCAAAUAAACGAGCAAAGUUGCCGUUUGUGUUUCAAAACGUGCCCGGACCAUGCAACAAAUGUCGCAGAAAUCGAGGAAGAAUUCUACGAGACCACCGGCUUCGACUUGAAUCCGCACGACAAACCACGAAAAAUAUGCAAAACCUGCCUGGAGAAUCUCAUCGUCGUGCAAACGUUCCAAGAAAUUUGCGAAAAAGCGGAAAAAUUUCUCGAAGAAAUGCGACCCGUUUGGAAAAAUCUCAAAAAUGUCCCGCAGGAAGAAAUUUCCGAGGAAAAUUCAAAGUCAGAAGUGGAAAAUUCCCCGAAAUUCGUGCGAAAAUACCAAAAACGUAAAUUCCCGACGAAGCAUAGGUGGCAGUAUGACGCGUUAAAGGAGUAUUUACGCGAAAAUCGCAUCGAACCGAGUGCAAAACAUUUAUUUGUGCUGGAUUUUGAGACGUUGCUGCCGAAUGUGGACGAGUUACCGAUGAAUCUCGAUAUCGAUACGUACGACGACGACAACGUCGAUGUAUCGUGCACCUAUUGUACUUACCAAGGCACCGAAAUCCGGACGCAUUUUGAGAAGGAUUGCCGUGAAAAACGCCAAAAAUUCCGCUGUCCCUGCAGCAAAGAGUAUUUUUGUCUCGAUCUCUUGCGGAAACACAUCGCGCGACGACAUCCCAACAAACGGGUCUUGUACAGGCAGCUUCAGUGCACUUUUUGUCAAUUUACUUGCUGCUUCGAGACGUCCAUGGAAAAGCAUUGCAUGAUGAUGCAUGUCGAUGCGGACUUUGAAAUUUGCCAAAAAUGCGGCGAAAUUUUCCAUUGUGAGGAUUUAAAGUUGCAACACGUCGUUUUUCGCUGUAAUGACGCCGAUUUUUCCCUCCAAAUCCCGUUUUUGUCAAUUUUGGGCUCGGAACCCGAUGCAACGGAAUCUUGCAAGCUGUGCAACCAAAAAAUCCCCGUAAAUUCGAUGAAAUUUCACAUCGAACGAGAUCACGAGAAACUUCGUUACUUUUGCGAUUUGUGCGGAAAAAACUACAACGCGAAGCUAAAUCUCACGAAACACAUGCAACUUGCCCACUUGGGUCGCGAUCGUUACCCGUGUCAAUUUUGCGAGCGGAUUUUUCGUUCGUGGAGCAGUCGACGGUUUCACGUGAAGACAAAACACUCGGAAGCCCCCUUGCCGCACAUUUGCGAGUUUUGCGGCAAGGGAUAUGCCAAAGGGACCGCCUUGAAAAAUCAUCAGGCGACACAUUCGGAGGCGAGAACGGUUUUUUGUCCCGAAUGUCCGGCAGCGUUCAAGAAUAAGCCGCAAUUGGCGCAACAUCGGGUCCGGAUGCACUCGGAGCAGCAAGUCGCUUGCACGAUUUGCGGCAAAAAUUUCAAAAGUCGCGAGCAUUUGAGGCAACAUUCGCUCACGCAUAAGGCCCGGAAGUACUUUUGUCCGGCAUGCCCGGCAGUGUACACGGUGAACAAUAAUUUGAGGAUUCACGUGGAACGGAAACAUCCGGAAAUACAGCUACCUGAAAAAGGAACCAUUUUGAAAAAUAAAGAUCUCAAGGAACUUUUGUCGUUAUGA